Messenger RNA from Necator americanus (New World hookworm), 204 nucleotides. RefSeq lists its product as uncharacterized. Lineage: Eukaryota; Metazoa; Nematoda; Chromadorea; Rhabditida; Ancylostomatidae. The record is from RefSeq and is a predicted model, not a curated record. The coding region runs from base 1 to 204 and encodes 67 amino acids. The transcript has a single exon.
AUGGAGUGUGGACCAAGGAUAGAGGAUGGUUCAAUUCGUGUCAAUGGCACCGAAUUAAACAAGGUGAACUGUUUCAAGUACCUUGGAUCCAAAGUGACCUCCACAGGCAACAUUGAUCAAGAAGGUCGAGCACGUGUUAAUGCGGCAUGGAUGAAAUGGAAAAUGGCAACAGGCGUACUGUGCGACAAGAAAGUCCCUGUUUGA